AUGGUACAAAAUAAUCAGCAUCAUUUUUUUGCUUUAAGCAAGUCACUGAAAUAUUUUAGUUGGACCUGGGUUGGAAUUCUUACAUCUGAUGACGACAAUGGAGAGAGGGAACAUAAACUGCUGACCAGAUAUCUGUCCAGUGAUGGCAUCUGUGUUGAGUUCACCAUUAAGUUUCCCAAAUAUAAUAUAGUAUUAAGUGACAGAUUGAUGUUUGGGCAGACGAUUGAUAAAUCCACUGCCAAAGUAAUUGUUCUUUGUGGAACAGUUGAUAUAACCAUGGCAAUGCAGUUAUCUUCACUACUGAUUGAGCUCAGUGAAAAGACAUUUGUCCUCACCUCUAUCUGGGCAUCUUACAGUGAUACUUUGGAAUUAACCGAUGAUCUAUUCCAUGGCAGCUUAAUAUUUGUCCCACAUUUCCUAGACCCUGGAAAUAUGUACAAGUUACAAUUUAAACAAUUUGCAGCAGACAGACACCCUUCCAAAUACCCUGAAGAUGUAUUUCUUAAAAAAAUAUGGACAGAUGCAUGCAGAAAGGGUUCUAAUAAAAGGCAUUUACCAGAUUGGCUUAACAACUGCCUUGGAAAGCAACGACUUACAGAUCUUGAAGGUUUUAAUGAUACUUUCCAUCCUCCUGGUGUAUAUCUCGCAGCUCUUACUAUGGCCCAGGGACUUCUUAUUAACCGAUCUAAAGAAAAGCAUGAAAGGGGCUACAGUUACAAACAUCACUUACGUCACUACCUGAAAAGAGUCACACUUAGAGACACAGAGGACCAAAUGUAUUAUUUUGAUGAAAAUGGAGAAUUUCUCACUCAGUAUGGGAUUACUAACUUGUUCUACAAUCAUUAUUACUCCUCCUCCAUGUCUCAGACACAAGUCGGAAAGUACACACCAUGGGCGCCAUCAGAUCACAGACUUAAUAUAAACACAGAGUUAAUACGAUGGAAAUCACCAGACAACAAGAUGCCAAGAUCUCAGUGCUCAGAAAGCUGCCUCCCAGGAUACAGAAAGGCCCCGGCACCUUCAAUCCACACCUGCUGUUAUAACUGUAUCCAGUGUUCUGAGGGAGAGAUCUCCAGUAAAAUUGACAGUGAAAACUGCUUCAGCUGCUCAAGCAUGGAAUGGCCCAAUAAGGAAAACACUCGGUGCAUUCCAAAAAAGGAAGACUUUCUUUCCUACACUACUGAUGUAAUUUCAAUAGUUCUCUCAUCAAUAUCAGUUCUCUUUUUGCUUAUAACAUUUUUGAUAUUGGGAGUGUUUAUAAAAUACUGUGACACCCCCAUUGUGAGAGCCAACAACAGAAGUCUCAGUUUCCUCCUCCUUGUCUCCAUCAAGCUGAGUUUCCUCAGUGUGUUUCUGUUCCUCGGUCGCCCUGGGGAUAUAACCUGCCGGCUGCGUAACAUCACUUAUGGAAUCGCCUUCUCCAUAGCCGUCUCUUCUCUCCUGGCCAAGACUAUCAUGGUUUAUAUUGCUUUCAAAUCCACCAAGCCAGGGAGCUCAUGGGGAAAAUGGAUGGGAGUGAAACUGUCCAGAUCUGUAGUCUUGGUCUUUUCGUCCAUUCAAAUAAUAAUCUGCAUUACUUGGUUGGCCAUUUCUCCUCCCUUUCAGGAACUGGACAUUCACACUUACCCUGGAACCAUCAUCAUUCAGUGCAAUGAGGGCUCAGCUCUUGGCUUUUACUCAGUUAUUGGGUAUAUGGGGCUUCUGGCAGCUGUUAGUUUUGUUUUAGCAUUUUUAGCUCGGAGCUUACCGGACAGUUUUAAUGAGGCCAAGUACAUC
Messenger RNA from Xenopus tropicalis (tropical clawed frog), 1776 nucleotides. RefSeq names its product vomeronasal type-2 receptor 26. Gene Ontology annotation, cellular component: plasma membrane; membrane. The transcript is spliced from 4 exons. The record is from RefSeq and is a predicted model, not a curated record. The annotation marks the transcript as partial. Gene Ontology annotation, biological process: G protein-coupled receptor signaling pathway. Gene Ontology annotation, molecular function: G protein-coupled receptor activity. Lineage: Eukaryota; Metazoa; Chordata; Amphibia; Anura; Pipidae.